Messenger RNA from Rhododendron vialii, 1785 nucleotides. RefSeq names its product protein HEAT STRESS TOLERANT DWD 1. The coding region runs from base 111 to 1544 and encodes 477 amino acids. The record is from RefSeq and is a predicted model, not a curated record. The transcript has 12 exons. Gene Ontology annotation, molecular function: protein binding. Lineage: Eukaryota; Viridiplantae; Streptophyta; Magnoliopsida; Ericales; Ericaceae.
GAUGCAUAAAACCCUAACUCCAAAAACCCUCUCCCUUCUGCUUCACCUUCACUUUCUCGCUCCUCUUUUUCUUUUCCCGCAAAACACAGAAGAAAGAAAACCCCACGGAAAUGGCACGAGGCCUGAAAAACCCUAAGAAGGCCAAACGAAAGAACAAGGGGUCGAGUAAGGGAGAGGGCUCUUCGUCUUCCAAUUCAGAACCUUCAAUGCCUGUGAAGGUGUGGCAACCAGGCGUGGACAAGAUCGAAGAAGGAGAGGAGCUCCAGUGUGACCCUUCUGCUUACAAUUCGCUCCACGCCUUUCACAUUGGCUGGCCGUGUUUAAGCUUUGAUGUCGUGCGUGAUUCUCUAGGGCUGGUUCGGACAUCUUUCCCACACACAAUGUUUUGUGUUGCAGGCACUCAGGCUGAUAAAGCUUCCUUGAAUUCUAUUGGAAUAUUUAAAAUUUCCAACAUUUCUGGGAAAAACCGAGAGUUAGUCCCUUCUACAGCUAAUGGCUCUGACAUGGAUAGCGACAGUAGUGAUAGUGAUGAAGACGAUGUUGUUAAGGAUGGUGGAUCUGCGGCACCAGUUUUCCAGAUGCGCAAGGUGCGUCAUCAAGGAUGUGUUAAUCGGAUCCGUGCCAUGCCCCAAAAUCCACAUAUAAGUGCAUCCUGGGCAGAUACUGGUCAUGUCCAGUUAUGGGACUUCAGCUCUCAUCUAAAUGCUUUGGCGGAAUCAGAAGCUGGAGUUAGCCAGGAAGAUCCCCCUGCUUCCAAUCAGGCUCCAUUACUGAAGUUUGGUGGGCAUAAAGAUGAAGGCUAUGCCAUAGACUGGAGUCCUCUUGUCCCUGGUAGGCUAGUUUCAGGGGACUGCAAAAAUUGUAUUUAUCUGUGGGAACCUACGUCUGGUACAACAUGGAAUGUCGGCACAAAUCCCUUUGUUGGACAUGCCGCAAGUGUUGAAGAUUUACAAUGGAGCCCUACCGAAGCUGAUGUAUUUGCCUCUUGCUCUGUGGAUGGGAAUAUUGCCAUAUGGGAUAUUCGUUUAGGAAAUACACCAGCAGCUUCUAUAAAGGCGCAUAAUGCAGACGUGAAUGUUAUAUCCUGGAACAGGCUGGCUAGCUGUAUGCUGGCAUCUGGAAGUGAUGAUGGAACAUUCUCUAUCCGUGAUCUGAGAUUACUGAAGGAUGGAGAUUCAGUUGUGGCUCAUUUUGAAUACCAUAAACAUCCCAUCACAUCCAUCGAAUGGAGUCCACAUGAAGCCUCCACUUUGGCAGUUUCUUCAUCAGACAAUCAAUUAACAGUGUGGGACCUUUCUUUAGAAAGAGAUGAGGAAGAGGAGGCUGAGUUCAAAGCGAAGACACAAGAGCAAGUUAAUGCACCUACAGAUAUACCGCCACAGCUUCUCUUUGUUCAUCAGGGUCAGAAAGACUUGAAAGAACUCCACUGGCAUUCACAGAUACCCGGGAUGAUCAUAGCAACUGCUGCAGAUGGUUUUAACAUUCUGAUGCCUUCAAAUAUCGAAACUGCUCUUCCUCCGUCAAAUGACGCACAAAUUAUAUAAAAUUUUCAGCUGAUUUGCAAGUCGUGGCAAUUUUGUUUUCUUUUGUUAUUUAUUACUUCGUAUUUAUUUUACUUUUGGUUGAGAGUAUGGUAUGAAGAGUAUGUAGUGAACUCGUAGUUGCUCUAGUUGUGUGAGAAUUUGGCAUGUACUGGGAGUCUGGAAGUCACCGGUCUUGUGAAUCUAUAUCUUAUUGUUCUAGAGUUUUUAUUGAGCUCAGUAUAAUAUCAGUCAUUUUGGACAA